AGAAUUCGAAAGAGUGGAAUGCGAGAAAUGUGCAGAGUCAGAAUGUGUAUAUAGUAACGGCACGCAGUCGUGUCCUGGAAGGUAUCUUCAUUCGCUCCAUCAUCUUUUACACCUCUCUUCACACUCUCACUCUAAUUUUCCUGUUUAUCGCUUACUCCGGCUCACUUUGGUCUAUCUGCAAACCAAUCCCACAAAUGGCAUCUCACAAUAUCAUUCCUAGAGGCGAAGCCGACUUCGAUUUGUACCCUUACACGCCCUCAGCAGGCGCUGGCUACGCAUUCCUCAUAUUAUUUGCGAUCGGCGGCCUAACCCAUCUCAUUAUGCUCAUUCCAUUGCGGAGCUGGUUUUUCGUUCCAUUUGUUCUGGGCUGUGUAGGCGAAGCAGCAGGCUACUAUGGUCGCGCGUGGUCCUCAAAGAAUAUCCGACAAGGCAGCCCUUAUCUCCUUCAACUCAUGCUUAUCCUUGCGGCUGCACCGCUUCUCGCAGCCACCAUUUACAUGACGCUCGGCCGUCUUAUUCGCUCUCUCGAUGCUACGCACCACGCUGUGAUGAAUCCGCGCUGGACAACGAAGAUAUACGUCAUCAUUGAUAUCGGAUCUUUUGUAUGCCAGAUUAUGGGAUCUGCGAUGCAAGCUUCCGGUGAUCCGGACGGAGUGAAGACUGGAACUACAGUUGUGAUCGCAGGACUGGAAAACAUCACCUCCAUCAUUGCCAGCAAACAGUCCAAGUAUCUCGUGAAGGCGGGAAUAGGCGAUGUGUAUAUCAUGAGCCGCAACUUGAACGCCACCGCAGUCAACGGUACCGCAGCCAGUGGUCCGGCGUAUCUCCGCGUCUUUGUCAAUCUCGACAACCAAUCGAUUACAGUUGUCAAAGCGAAGAUCGAGAACGGGAAGAAUGCGAUUGGUGCACUUGUCGACGAGGUGGACAAGGUCAUCGAGAGUCUCAUGGGAGAUUUUUAG
Messenger RNA from Alternaria rosae, 959 nucleotides. Its product is annotated as RTA1 like protein-domain-containing protein. Gene Ontology annotation, cellular component: membrane. NCBI's taxonomy places the organism in Eukaryota, Fungi, Ascomycota, Dothideomycetes, Pleosporales, Pleosporaceae. The transcript has 3 exons. The record is from RefSeq and is a predicted model, not a curated record. The coding region runs from base 195 to 959 and encodes 254 amino acids.